AAUUUCUCCAUCUAACUUGGUAUCAGUAGUCUUCUUCUCUAAUGGCUACCACCAAAUCUUCCGCUUUUCAUCCUGCUCUAGCUAUAUCAAACAUAAAAAAUUUCAUCCCAAUUACUUUAGAUCUCGAGAACGUUGAAUACUCCUCAUGGGCGGAAUUGUUCAAAAUUACCGCUCGUGCAUAUCAAGUUCUCGAUCAUAUCAUCCCCUCCAAGGAUUCUGCCGACGCCACCGCCUCUACGUCAACUUCUGCUGAUUCUACUCCCGAAGGGAUUCUCGCCCAGGCUGCCGCCAAGGCCGAAGCAGCCGCCCUAUGGACCCGGUUGGACGCCGUGGUUCUUCAGUGGAUCUACGGUACAAUCUCUCAUGACCUGCUCCACACCAUUAUUGAACCCGAUGCUACGGCUCAGGAGGCAUGGGAUCGCCUCACCGACAUUUUUCUCGACAAUAAACACUCGCGUGCUGUACAUUUAGAGAAUUUGUUUUCCAACACUCGUUUGGAAAAUUUUCCAAAUGUCGCCGCGUAUUGUCGCGCUCUCAAAACUUUGGCAAAUCAAUUGCAAAAUGUCGGUUCCGAGGUCUCCCCCAGCCGGCUUGUUCUUCGCUUAGUCAACGGCCUUACCCCUCAGUACGACACAGUGGCAUCACUCAUCCAGCAGGCCACACCGCUUCCCUCCUUCCAAACUGCGCGCUCCAUGAUCCUCCUGGAUGAGACCCGCAAGGCGCAUCAACUCGGCGCCUCCUCGGCCAGUGCCCUUCUACAUAGCUCGCCGUCCCAGCCUACUCCUCCUCGUCCGACUCCACCCCCCCGCGGCGGCCGUGGCACUUCUUCUGCCCGGCGCGGUCGUGGCGGACGUGGGACACCUCGGCCUGAUACUCCUCCCAAUGCUUGGACGUCCCCACCACCAUGGGCUUACUGGUUGCCGCCAUCGCCAUGGGCUGUACCACCCUGCCCCUAUCCGUCCGCACCGUGGGCUGUUUCAUCUUCACCUCGCCCUACUCCUGGAGCUGGCAUCCUUGGCGCUCGACCUCAAGCACACAUCUCGGGUCCAGCCCCUCCUCUCACGGAUAUCAAUGCCGCCAUGCAUACUAUGACUCUCACACCUCCCGAUAAUAAUUGGUAUAUGGACACCGGAGCUACGUCUCACAUGACGUCCGAUUCAGGAUCUCCGCACGGGCCAACAACUCAUGAGAUGUAACAGUACGGGUGAACUCUACCCUCUUCCUCCUACAUUUUCCAGAUUUUCUCAUGCUACCUUUCUCACCUCGGCUGCUACUUGGCAUCAUCGGCUGGGUCAUCCCGGGGAUCCCGUUUUUAGUUUCCUUAGAACAAAUAAUACCAUUCCAUGUACUCAUUUAAAUAAAUCCAUAUGUAAUUCAUGUGCUCUUGGUAAGCAUACGAAACUGCCAUUCUCUUCUUCUAUUUCAGUUACUCAUUACCCAUUUGAAAUAAUA
Molecule: messenger RNA, 1452 nt
Organism: Cuscuta epithymum
Lineage: Eukaryota; Viridiplantae; Streptophyta; Magnoliopsida; Solanales; Convolvulaceae
Source: the annotation of a GenBank genome assembly